Molecule: messenger RNA, 1019 nt
Organism: Apis dorsata (giant honeybee)
Lineage: Eukaryota; Metazoa; Arthropoda; Insecta; Hymenoptera; Apidae
Exons: 5
Coding region: 123-938 (271 amino acids)
Source: RefSeq, a predicted model, not a curated record
CCAAAACUUGCCGGGAAGAGAGUGCACGCUGAGAACUAUCUGCGAGGCGAGAACUUUGUUGGGUCCACCUGGCGAUUCCUUCGUGGAAGAUGCCCUUCGAUUGAUAUUAAGGAAUCUCGAUCAUGAAUCGAAAUGAAGCGUGUUGCUUCCUACUUUUGAUUCUCUGCACUGUGCUGAGCGAUUAUCGAGUCAAUUCCGACAGCGACGCCCGUUUAUCCAGGAGAAGGAGAUAUGUUGUUUUUCCCGAGGGUUCAACUUUCUCCAUCGCUCUUUGCGUGACGGUGCACACUGUGACACCUGACAACAUCUUCACGGAGGGCAUCAAUUGGGGCAUCUCUUACGACUUGCCUAACGAAAGCAAACCGGCCCUCGAACCGUUCUUACAAUUGAGACACGACCAAGUGAAACCGGCGAAGAAAUACGGGAGCCAAUACGCGACAAGCGACAAGAACGUGGUCAAAUAUUCGGGAUGGAACAGUGACAAAUAUUACGUGAAACCCGGGAAAAGGAAAUAUCUCAAGCCUGACUAUUAUUAUCUGCAACGUAGACAUCGACGGGAACUUUACAACAAACUGGAGACCAUUAUGAAUGCGAUGAAUUUCGACGGCAGAACGUGUAUCCUUCGCGCCCUCUGCGAGGCCUCGCAACGAUUGCUUCCGAAAGGGAACACCCUGGUCGAGGAAAUGAUGAGGAUAUCGUUCUCCUUCCCUUUGAAACGGUUGUUCGAUCACGAGCCGAAGGAGUAUCACGCGUACAGCAGGGCACGGAAAGCGGGGCACGAGGGGCACGACUGCGCCGCCAUGUUCGCCGGAUGCAGCUUCUCCCUGAUCGACAUGGCCCUCGGGAAAUACGACGCGGCUGAGAGCCCUCCGCUUCCGCCCGGGUACACGGACGAAUCUUACUCUUACGGGGGCUGGGCCAGGUACAACAUGAAAUAACGGAGAUGCCGGAUCCCAGCUACCUGAAAGAAGGGUGAAUUUCAAGGGAGCGGGAAAUCGGUCGGUUGGUUCGAUUCGGAA